CUAGGGUUUUUGUGGAAGGAAGCGUCAAGAUUGUUUGCGGGGACGAUCGAGCUCGAUCGGGGCAGCUUGGCGCUCGAAUGCAGCUUGAAUCGCUGGAAUUGUAAGCGGCGAGUGGAGCGCAGCAGUCAUGAACGCCGGGCCGUCGGGAUUUCAGAAUGCUCCAAUCACGAAGGGCGUUGUGGUGGUGUGCGGAUUGGCGACGUUGCUCGUCGGCACUUCGCGGAGGAGCAUCAUCAAGGCUUGUGGUCUUUCCUAUCAGGCCGUAGUACAAAAUCUCCAGCUAUGGCGUCUCGGGACGGCGACCUGCGUUUUCUCUUCGACUCCCGAGCUAGUUUUCGGUCUCUAUUUAAUUUAUUUCUUCCGGGUGUUUGAACGGCAGAUCGGAUCAAACAAGUACUCGGUGUUCGUUCUUACAACUACAAUCAUCUCGACACUGUUGGAACUUUCCGUCUUGUCAUUUUUCAGAGAUCCCACAACUUCCGGUAUCAGCCUAGCGCCGGGACCUUAUGGAUUGAUCUUCGCUUCUUUUGUACCGUACUUCUUCGACAUACCAAUCUCUACGCGCUUUCGAGUUUUUCGAAUGCAGUUCUCGGACAAGACCUUCGUGUACCUGGCUGGCCUUCAGCUGCUACUCUCCUCGUGGAGACAAUCUCUGAUACCAGGCUUGUGCGGGGUGCUGGCGGGAUUUACAUACAGAUCCAACAUUUUUGGCAUUAGAAGAUUAAAGUUUCCAAAAUGCGUGGCAUCGUUCUUCUCUCGAAUUUUCUCCCCCCUUCUCUUGAGCUGGCCAUCGCCAGCCCCCAGAGGCUUGAGAGAGCCUUCGCGACGUUUAGUCGAGGGACCAUUCGUUCCUCCGCAAGCUCCCGCCCGUGCAGCCGCUCCUCCACCGCCUCCUCCGGAAGAAUCCAUCGCCACUCUUGUCUCAAUGGGCUUCGAUAGAGGCCUCGCCAUCCAAGCUCUGAGCCAAGCUCGAAACGACAUGGUUGCGGCUACCAACAUCCUCUUGGAGCAAUCCCACUAGAAACUCCUUCCACUGUAUACAUUCUUCUCCAAAAGGGGCCCAAAAAUCCACCGAGCACCAAAGUUUUGUUC
Molecule: messenger RNA, 1092 nt
Organism: Selaginella moellendorffii
Lineage: Eukaryota; Viridiplantae; Streptophyta; Lycopodiopsida; Selaginellales; Selaginellaceae
Product: rhomboid-like protein 20
Exons: 8
Coding region: 128-1021 (297 amino acids)
Cellular component (GO): membrane
Molecular function (GO): protein binding; serine-type endopeptidase activity
Source: RefSeq, a predicted model, not a curated record